This is a messenger RNA of Ipomoea nil (Japanese morning glory), 969 nucleotides long. Its product is annotated as lactoylglutathione lyase. The transcript is spliced from 2 exons. The record is from RefSeq and is a predicted model, not a curated record. Bases 195 to 755 code for a protein of 186 amino acids. NCBI's taxonomy places the organism in Eukaryota, Viridiplantae, Streptophyta, Magnoliopsida, Solanales, Convolvulaceae.
AUAAGUUCAUAUGAGACACCCUCAGACUUGGUUACACGUAUGAUGUGUAACCAUGCAAAUUGUCUCUACGUGUCACGUCCCCAGGACAAUAUAUACAUCGCCUACGACCGCCAUUGAUGACUCUUAAAGAAGUAUAAAAACCCAGAAUCUCCAGGCAUUGAGAGCUAGCUAGCCACUUUUCAGAUCACUAGAAGAUGCAGAGCCUGCGGGAAGAGAGAAGCCAUAGCAGAAAGCUUGAAGAAGACGAUGAGACGCCAUCAAUGGCGCUGAACCACGUGUCGAGGCUGUGCAGAUCCGUGAAAGACUCGGUGGAUUUCUACACCAAGGUUCUGGGGCUGGUGGAGGUGGAGCGGCCGCCGGCGUUCGACGGCUUCGACGGCGCGUGGCUCUUCAACUACGGCGUCGGGAUUCACCUGGUUCAAGCUAAGGAUGGAGAUCAAGAUCGUCUCCCCCAUCCCACAGAUCAACAAUCUUUAGACCCCAUGGAUAACCACAUCUCUUUCCAAUGUGACGCCAUGGAAGCCAUGGAGAGAAGGCUGAAGGAGCUGAAGGUGAAAUACAUGAAAAGAACGGUGGGUGAAGGGGAAGGAGAAGCCAUAGAUCAGCUGUUCUUCAAGGACCCGGACGGAUUCAUGAUCGAGAUCUGCAACUGCGAGAAUAUCACGCUGGUUCCUCAGCCGUCGCUGGGCAAAAUAAAGCUCCCUUCCGACCGUCACACGCCGCCGGUUCAGCCGCCGGAGAAAUCAUAUUCAUAGUUGAAAUGGUGAACUUGUUGGGCCGGGGUUUAUACUUUGAUAUAUUGGGCUUAGCCCACAUUACAUAAUGUGUACCGGCCCAUUAUGAUACAUUUGUACCUUGUAACAUUUCACCUAGCUUUUAGAUUAGGUACCACUAAUUAGGCUAAUGAGCUGUUCUAUGAAAUCUACUACUUAUAUUGUAAGAGAAGAGGCUGAAUUAUACUUAAAUUAU